UGUCAUUCAUGUGCCAGAUUUCUGGAUGGAUUGUUUAUAUUUUUUUGAUAAUUUCCAAACUAAAAAAGAAACUAUCCAGUCGCUUUUACGCAUUAAAACAUCCAAAGUGCCCUGUUUUUAAUAAUAAAACCCGAAUAGGAAGCGCUUUGGUCUGUAACCACGGGUUUCUUAGGUAAAGAAGCCCCAAAUGGGGGUUAAACUUCAUGCAGUCCUUAAGGGGCUGCCAAAAGGAUGGGAAACUGCCUUUCCAGUUGUUUGCCGUCAUGCGGAAACCAAGGGGCUCCUUGCAAUUUUACCAUGCUCACGAAUUCCCGCAGUGAUUUCUCCUUCCUUAUUGAUGAGAGAACUUCUGAGGAGAACAACGAAAAAAGGAGUUUCUUGUCAAGAUUUUUAGAAAGACAUAAAAGUAGGCAAAAGAAAAAGUCAGCCGGGGUUGUUGCAGGUUUGGUAAACCCUCAACUUUCUUACCAAAGACUUCCUGAAUCACAACGAGUUUCACCUCAAAGUUCCUAUGCUAGCAAAGAUAUACAGCUUCAGUGUCUGGAUGCCAGGGCUCUCUUAGGAAGAACUGACACAGCCACUCCCGAGAACUCUUUGGACCUGGAGUGGGAACAUGAAACACUCCCAGUGUCCAUGGUACAUGAACCUUCUGGAAGCUCUUGGGGAACAACCAUUUUUCCUGAAGACCCUUUAACUUCACAACCGAACCAAGAAAACCUUAUGAACACAGAUUCAGACUAUUCAAGGGUGUCAUCAUCUGCAAACAGUCUUGAGUGGGACAGUGUUCAGAAUUCAAUUCACUCUGAGGUUGACACUGUAGAUACCGACACACAGUUUUUAUUAAAUGAAAUUGAUCGACUUACUAGGCAGGCAUUGGAGGAGACUGGGAUGAUAAGUGUAAGUGAAGAUGUGACUUAUUUGGACGACAGUUUGUAGGAUUCAAAUACAGGGACUAUAUUUUAAUUGUGGAAAUCGUUUUAGUUUUUUGAAGGGGUAUUUUAAACAACAUUUUAGUAAUUUAAGCAAUAUAAGAUAAUAAGUAAUUAGUCUUGCUGGUUAUAGGUUAAUGAUUUUAUUUACAGUGAACAAAACAAAACAAAAAUAUUAUCAUCACAAGAAUUUAUUCAAUUAAAACUGGAAUUAUUUUGCUUAAUAUUUUCAAACAGAAAAAAAAUCAAAAAAGCAUUGAUUGUACUAAAGGGGCAUCGUUUUGCAUUUUUACUUUAACCAAAAUAUAUAAGAUACCACCAAGUGUCACAUUAAACAUUCUGAACCAUUAUGGGAUGUAUGUUAAUUAUUGAGCUUUAUCAUUCUUUUAUUAAAAAAUUUGUAUUCUUGUUGUGAAAAAACAAUUAACCAUUAAAACUAUAAUCAUUCAAUUAGGGAAUUAUGGUAACGACAUAACUUCAAUAUUACUAAAGAGAAUUUUUUAAUAAGACUGUAAGGUAAAGAAUAUUUUUUAAACAAAGAUAAUUUUUUAUGGUUGCUUUGUUAAAUUAUGCGAGUUUGUGAAAAUCAUAAUAAUGUUACGAAAUGAGGUUGUUUUUUUAUAAAAUAUAGGAUAGAUUCGACAAAUAUUCAGUGGGCAACAAGUGCAUAAAUUUGAUAAGUAUUUCCAAUAUAAAAAAAAUGCAAUGGUAUAAAUAAAUUGCGAAAAGUAUUGGUGUUUAAAAAAUUACCGCACUUUUGAGAACCAAAUAAGUCAAUCUAUUAUUAUCCCAAUGAAUAUUAAGUGCCUGAGCAUUUGGAAAAAAAUUAUUACCUUUAUUUUUAUCAAAUUUAUGCAUUGCUUUGUUAACUCCCACCCUAUGUGGGAAACUUCAAUAUUCCAAUAUGUUUACUGCAAUAUGGAGUGGUUCAGAAAAAUGCUCCCAUUAUAAAUCACAAAAUUUAUAUUAAAUUUUUUGAGCAUGUUAUUUAUCGCAGCUUAUUUUGAAUAUUAAGGGUAACAUUAAUCAGGUUUAAAUGCAGAUAUUAAUAUCUCAUUUUUUACAGUCCGGAAUCUACAAGUCAGUUUUUCAUUCUGAACCACUCUAAAUAAUUUUUUACAGGGCGUUUAUUAAAUAAAAAGGCAUUUAAUGUCCACGCUAAUUUUAUUCGAAUUUUUGUGUGUAUGUUAUAACAAGUUCUUUUUUUUUUAAAUCAAUUUACUUUGUGUCUAUUAGAAUUUACAACAAAUUCCAGGGAUAAUUGUUUUUAAAAUGCCAAUUCAAAUCAUUUUUUGCUCAGGUAAAAAUUCCAAUUAAAAGACAAUCCCAAAGGCUUGUAACCUAAAAAUACUGGAAAAUUUUUACUCUAACUUAUUGUCUAUAUAUUAUUGUAUUACUCUAACUUAUUGUGUCAAUUCUUUCUUAUUUCAUGGGCUUCUUAUGGGAUAAUUCAAGUAAUAUUAGCGAAGUGCUUAUUGCCCAAAAAAGGAUAAUAAGAACCAUGUAUAGAUUUUCUUUGACAACUUCCAGCAAAUCUGUUUUAUCCAUAAAAAAAUAAUAAGUCUGCUUGCAGCAUGCAUAUUCUAGUUUGUGGUUUAUAUAUUGGACAAAAAGUGUGGAAAAGUAUAUGCCUAUUACACCAGAAUUUCAUAUUACUUAGAUUCCUGCCGCUAGUUAAACUAAGGUCUCUCAGUGGCUAGAGAUGCUCUCUUUAAAAAUUUUAAUCACUUGCCUAGAUAUAUCAAGGAAUCUAAAUCUCUGACAAUCUUCAGUUCUAAGAGGGCUAUUAUCCACAAAACCAUAUUCACUACAGGCAUAUUGUUCAUCAAGAUUUUAUGGGGGCCAAACUUUGUAUUGUCUAUAUUUUAUAUGUAGGGCUUUAGUAUACCUAAUUCUUAUUAGUUCUUGUAAAGUCUAAUUUUAUAGGCCAUUUGGAAGCUGAGUUUAUCUUUUUCAUGUUUAAUUUCACUGUCAAUUCAAACUCCAGGGGACAUUCCUGCUAAAUACCUCUCUUGGGUUAUACUCCAUCUCAUUUAUUUCUCAAAAUUAAGGUUAAAAAUAGUAAUUUUUUUGCACUUAAGGGAUAAUUUGUUUUUUUUUUCACACCACUCAAAGACUAUACACAUCCUCCUACAGUCCUCCAGGCAAUUUAUGAUGUAAAUACUUCCGCAUAUUAAUUACUUGAUAUGCUAUUUGUAGAAAGCACACCAUAUUAGUAACCACAGAUCUUUUUUUGGAAAAAACCCUGUUUCUGUAAUUACAUAUUUAAUUUCAUAAGACAACUUGUGAUGCACAUGAGGUUUAAAGGAUUCAGAAAGUCGGGCAGAAUUGAAACUGGUCCUUAGUUUUCUACACUGCCAUUCGUAAAAAUGAUACAAAUUUUCGGUAUUUUCCACCACUCAGGAAACUAUUUAUGGACAUUGCAUAAAAUAUGUGAGAGUAUAAGUUAGAUAACUUUAUAUCGUCGGCUAAGUGUGUUAAACUGCUAACUCCGUUUUCUACCAUUUUACAGGAAGUUAAAAAAACAUUCUAAUUUUACAAUUUACAACAUAGUUGUUUAUUUUUUGUUUCCAAAUCAUAACGUUUGAAUAAAAACCAUCAUUAUUUUUUUAUUUUUAUUUUUUUUUAACAAAAAUACAAAAAAAAAAACAUUCUUUGGUAAUAAGGAAAAUAUGAACAGAAAAUCAGAUCUAAAAAAAUUUCCUAUUUUGAACAUUCUAAAUCACUAAAAUUAAAACACAAAACAAACUAAUCAUGGGAAAUAUUGUCAUAAAACUCAUGGUAGUCGACAGGCAGGGUUGCUUUUAGGAAUUGUAGGUCAUUAAAUUUCCUUUUUGAAAUUUUACGUCUCUUAGUAUAAAGUUGAUUUAGACUAUCAAAUGGACAGGAACUUACAUUUGAAGAUUUUCUUUGGGGUAAUAUUUGCCAUGUAUCUUCAAAACUUAAUUUAUAAAAUAUACCUCCAUCUGGGAUAUAUUGCAAUGCCCUAAUCUGCGUUACCUUUGCAUCACCUUUAUUUCUUCCUGGACGGAUACAUUUGAAGAAGUCAAUUUUAUCAAAUUUUUUUAAAAAAGUGAAGUUAAGGUAAUUUAUUUAUUUCAAUAUACGGCAGAGCCAGUUUACAAAAACAAAAUAGAUAAUACAAAAUACUAAACAAUAUAGCAAUAUAAAUACAAUACUAGAAUUACAAAAAAAAUAUAUAUAUACCAAGAUAAAACCUCUGAAAAAACAGUCAUCAACAGGGCUAAAAACUUAGCACUAUCCAAGGAACGUAGGUUAAAGUGUAAGAUUAUUUAUUUUUGAUUUGAAUGGAGAAAAAAACCCAUAGUUGGCCGAAUGAAAGGGUAAACGAAACAUAGAAGAGUUGAUCCUUCUUUGACAGGUGUUAAAAGGAAUUGCUUCCAAGAUGGUAGGACAGUGAUAUAAACCAUUUAAGAUCUUAUAAAACGUUAAAGCAUCAGAAUAAUGCCGUCUGACUUCAAGAUUAGGGAUAUUAAAUUGGACACUGAUAGCAUUAUAGUCGAUGUAAUAAUUACGAAAAAUAUGAACUUCAGCUCUAUAAGCAAGGGAUCUUAAGAAUCUUCUUUGUACAGCCUCAAGGUAUUCAAUAUGAGAAUCAUAAUAAGGGGACCAAAUUACAGACGCAUACUCAAGCAAGGAACGUACCAAAGAGUAAUAAAGUAAUUUGAAACAAUAAGGUGAAAGAUGUACACUAUUUCUAGUGAUAAAACCAAGACUACGCAUACUCCUGUUAAUAAUAUCCAAAAUGUGCGGCAAAAAAGUUAGCUUGGUAUCAAAGAGAACACCUAAAUCUUUAACUGUAUCAACUGACUUGAGUUUGUUACUGUUGAUUGUGUAUUGAUAAUUAAUAAUUUUAUUAGAACGACCAAACGAAAUACAUACACACUUCUUUACAUUCAGUUCCAGACUAUUGCUAUUACACCACUCAGCAACACUAUUUAAAUCCAAUUGAAGUAGCUCAGCAUCAAGAUAUGACUCAAUGGCUUUAUACAGUUUAAAAUCAUCAGCAAAAGCAAGAUGUUUUGAAUGAACAAUUACAUCACUCAAAUCACUUAUGGACAAGUUAAAAAAGACCGGUCCAAUAUGCGAACCUUGAGGCACGCCUGAAGAUACUUCAAUACCAUUAGAAAUAUAAUUACUUAUCCUGACCAACUGUGUGCGACCAGUCAAAAAACUGUGACAAAACUCGACCAAAGUCCUACCAAGGCCCAUAGCCCCAAACUUCUGAACCAGAUGUUCAUGACCAACCCUAUCAAAGGCCUUUGAGAAGUCUGUGUACACACUAUCGACCUGUACAGACCUCUCAAAAGCACCAAUCAAAUCAUACUGGUAAGUCAACAGGUUAGUCACCGUAGAUCUACCCUGACAAAAACCAUGCUGAUGAUCACUAAGCAAUCGCCUACAGUGCCACGAAAAUCGCACAGAAAACAACCUGUCAAACAGUUUAGGAACUACAGACUGAAUACACACACCUCUAUAGUUACAAAUAUCAGUUCUAUCAUUUUUAUGAAUUGGCGUUAAAAAGCUUACCUUCCAAUAAUCAGGAAAUUUGCCUGAUGUAAAGCAAAGAUUGAAAAGGUGAUGCAGAGGCUUACUCAGAGUGCACACACAGUUUUUAAGAAAAACAGAUGGGAUACCAUCAGGGCCAAAAAAAUGUUUUCGGAAGGCGUAAGAUUUCAUCAAAUAUGUCCAAUAAAGAAAAAGAGAUGCGAUUUAAAUCCAGACUGUAAUCAAAUUUAUAGUCAGGAGCCUUGCGGACGGUUGCCUGUAUGUAGUUUCAAAAUACCUAGCAAAUAAGUUUACAAUAUCUUGACCAUUACCAGCAACCUCGGCUUACAUAUGCAUGCUAUUGGGGUAUGAAUCAGACCUACGUAAUCUAUUGAUGUGUUUCCAAAAUGAAGAAGGAUCAUGAGAAAUUUCAGUAUUUAAUCUUUCAAUAUAUGACCUAAAACAUUCAUCACGAAGAGUUUUACAUUUAUUCCUCAAAUUUGAAAAAUUAACAUAAUCCAUGGGAUUCUUACUAUUUUUGAAUUUUGUGUGAGCAAUCUUUUUUUGAAUAACAAGAUUCUGUAAUUUUCUACUAAACCAAGUGGGAAAAUUAGAUGAUUUAAAAUGUUUAAUUGGAACAAACAUCUCAAUAGCAAAAUAGAGAGCAUUGUAAAAAAUAUCAAUGCAUUUAUUAAUAUCCUUCUGAUUAAAAGCAGUAUCCCAAUUCAUGCAAGCAAGGUAAUUAUUAAUGGCAACAAAAUCACAGUUUACAAAAUCAUAAUAAUAAACAUCAUACUUAAGACUAAAAUCACAAUUAAUAGGAAUACUUAUUUCAUAAGCAGGAUGGUGGUUUGAUGCCGGUGAUAAAUUUUCAGUAGCAUAUAUGACUUUAACAUUUGACAAACUUGAGAAAAAACAGAUCAAGAAAUGUACCAAACAAAUUUGGCAAGCCAUUCACCUGCUUAAGAUUAAGAUAGUUACAACAACUACAUAGCACAUUUGCAGAUGUUAUAGACUCAGCCGUCUCAACAUGCAGUCCGUUCACAGUGUUCCUCCAUACCGCAUGUGGCAGAUUAAAAUCACCACAAAAUAGAAUAUCACAACUAGUAUGAAUACUCGCAAGAUCCAUGGAUGUAGAGGCAAAUUCCUCAUAAAUUGAUAAAGGAGAAGCAGGAGGGAUGUAGACAGCACCAAAAAUGAUAUUCUUGUCACUGCAUGAUACAAGCACAAAGAUGUGUUCCAGGGUUGAAUCACUGGUCUGUAAUAACCUGGCUUUAAAACAUUUACGAACAGCAAUCAAAGUGCCACCACCCCUUUGCCUCCCUGUAUUUGUGUAACUUCGAUCCUGACGGAAAAUAUUGAAGUCAGUGAACCUUAACUCCGAGUCUAGAAAAUCUUCAUUAAGCCAAGACUCCACCAAAAUCACAACAUCAUAUAUGCAACUGUUGACAGCAUUCCGCAGAUCAGCUAUUUUAGUUCGCAAACCACCUGCAUUAUGAAAGUAUACAUUUAGUUUCCUUUCCAAUUUACUUCGUAAGGGGUAGGAAUUUUACGAGCAUUUCUACAAACUUGUAUAUACUCAGCGGGUACAUUGAUAUUUCGUGUAUUUAACCCGUUAUUAAAAAUGGUUAUCGAUAGUGGCUUUAGACUUCGAUUUUUGCACCAUUUACAUAAAAGUCCUAUAAUGCCUCUUUCGAAUGCCAUUCUGGAAGGAGGUACUUCUUUUCCGUUUGAGAUCUGCAGUAAUGUGACUCAAGUGAAGGCAUGGAAUCUAAAAACUCAAACAGUUUUUCUUUGGCAUCUUGAAAAGGCUUAGCUUUUUUCUCACUGUUUCUACGUGAAUAAGGAGCUUCCUUUGGUGUUGAUAUAUUCUUCCAAUUUAACACUGACCAUCUUCCAAUACCCAGUGUAUUUAGGAACAUUAAUCGGCAUACUUGUACCAAUUCAUCAUUUAUUUUUAAAUGAUAUUCCAAUGUUUGUCCUCUUCUAGAUUCGUCGGGAAUAUUUCUUUGUCCUUGUCUCUUUGGAAGAAUAGAUUUAACUAAACUCUCAACGUAUAUCUUUUUUUCUUCCUACGCCAACUGCCAAAAGUAAUUAAAAAUUGUUUUUCUGUCAACUUCUUCUAUUGAUGCACAUCUAAGUAUGCCUUUUGAAGUUACUGGACACCUGCACUUUUCUUUCAUUUUUCGUGGCUGCUUGGGUUCAUCAUAUUUCCACCGAUUAUUACUCUUUUUUCUUCCCAAAUAUGGUUUACCUCUCUCCCGUAAAAGUUUAUUUUUUUCAACAAGCCAUUCAGAUUUAUCAACCUGGAAUCUUUUCUUUCGUUUUUUGCUUUUUUCUGGAUAAUCAAACGCCUCAUCCGAGUCAGAAUGGUCAGAGUAUGGAACCAGAGGAUGGUUUUUAUUUAUUUAUUUAUUUAUAAUACAAGAAAACCCCAUUCACUGUAAAUUUUACAAAGCAAUAAUAUUUACAUAAACAACUGUCAUAAUCUAAACCUACUUAAAAAAUUAAUAUCAAAGUAAAAAACACCUAUACUACAUAUACUAGAAACAACCUUUAUAAUUUAUAUGCAAGAAUGUAAAUACAAAAUUUUAUGCACAAUUAUGAAGUAAGUGACCUCUUUAGAUGCAUUAAGGAACUUAUGUUAAACACAUCAAUAUUCGAAUUGUUUAACAAAUUCAUAUACCUAUCCAUAGGAUUAUUAAUUCCAUAGGAUGUUCUGUGGAAUGGAAUGUUAAAGGUUACAUUAUGGCGCAACCCGUGAUGAGGAACAUUAAAUCGUAUGCGACCCAACAGAGCAGGGCAAUCAAUAAGCCUGUUAACGAUCUUAUAUAUAAAACUAGCACCAGAAAUAUUACGGCGUUGCGACAGUGUCGGAAUAGAUAAUUGACUUUCAAUAUAAGAAUAGUCAUGGUUCUCAAUAACAGUUAAAGUUCUUUGAGCACAAUAUCUCAGGAAUUUAUGUUGAACUCUUUCUAAAGCAUCGAUAUGAAUCUGGUGGUAUGGAGACCAAACUACAGGGCAGUACUCCAAUAUAGUUCUUACUAGGGAGCAAUAAACCCUUCUUGUUGAAGAGACUGAGAAAUAUGAACAGUUUAUCAUAACAAACCCUAGCAAUUUUGAUGCUUUUACAGAAAUUGAAUUAAUAUGAUCAAUAAAUGUGAGUUUCUCAUCAAAAAUAACUCCCAAAUCCCUAAUAGAUGCAACAUAAUUCAGUGGCUCAUUAUUAAUGAAGUAAUUGGAUUGAAACCGGUUGAUCCUGCGAGUGAAACUAAUAACACAACAUUUCUUAACAUUUAAAUGAAGAUUGUUUUGUUCACACCAAUUAUUUAGGAGAUCCAUAUCUGCUUGUAGUAAUUCUUGAUCCACAAUACUACCAACCACCCUCCAAAAUUUUAAGUCGUCUGCAAACAUCAAACACUGACUAUACAGGAAACAGUUAACUAUAUCAUCAAUAAAUAAAUUAAAUAAUAAGGGUGAUGUAUGCCCUCCCUGAGGGAGACCUGAUGUUACGCUGAUAGGAUCAGAAAGAUGUCCACCUACCCUGACCCUUUGAAUACGGCCAGUUAAGAAUUUUUAAUCCAACUCACAAAAUCAACAUGAAACCCUACGGAGAUCAGUUUUGACAGAAGAAUUUGAUGAUCAUACGAUCAAACGCCUUACUAAAAUCGGUGUAUAUAGAAUCAAUUUGUUUAUGAUCCUCUAAUUUACUCAUAAGAUCAGAUUGGUAACAGAUCAAGUUAGUGGCAGUAGACUUAUUCUUGCAAAACCCAUGCUGUGAAUCUGAUAUUAAGCCUUUGCAUAACCAAGAAAGUUGAUUAGCUAUAAGGCUAUCAAAAAGUUUAGGUAUUGAAGAUUGAAUGCAAAUACUUCUAUAAUUAUCUAUGACAUCCCGACGGCCAGCUUUAAACAAUGGCACAAUAAAACUUUCCCUCCAGGCAAUUGGAAAUGUGGAUGUUUGUAAGGAAGCAUUAAAUAACAAAGAUAAAGGAAUAGCAAGAGUACAUACACAUUUUCUCAAGAGAAAAUUCGGAAUCCCAUCUGGGCCUGCAGUAAUCUUGUUAGGGAGUGAGCUAAUACCUUCAAAUAUAUCAUAUGUUAAGAUCUUAGUAUUCUUAGUAAUUUUUUAUUUAAACCAUAUUAAAAUAAUAUGGUUUAAAUAAAUAUAUUUAAUAAUAAUAUAUUUAAAUUUAAACCAUUAGCGGGACCAUUUUGCAGCUGAUUAUUAUCAAUACCAGGAGAAUAAACAGUUUGGAAAAAUUCUUUAAACAUGUUUGCAAUAUCCAAACCACUGGACGCUUGCUUGUCACCAUAAAAGAGUUACUCUGAUCAGAAUCCGAUAUUGAAUAGUCAGGAUCUAAUUGAUCUUCGGCCAAAGAUUCGGAAUCUGUUAUACCUGCUUCUAUAAUAUCAUGGUUCUUUUUCGUAUUAUCUUCGGCUAGGGAUACGGAAUCUGUUGUACUUGAUUCUCGAGUAUCUCGGUUCUUUUCUGUAUCUUGGGUCAAGGAUGCGGAAUUUGGUGUACCUAAUUCUAGAGUGUCUUGUUUCUUUUCUGUAUAAUUUACUUCCAACUUAAGCAUUCUGGUUCUUCGAUCAAAGAAAGUAGUGUGACAUCGUCAUUUUCUAUAGCAAAAGGACAGUCUAUUUGAUGUGAUGUAAGAGUCGAGUUAUCCAUAUUCCAAAUUCAAAACAUGAUUCAGCGGAAUAUCCAUAUUUUCUUCACCAGCAGAUAAAACACUGUCGACAUCGACAGCGUUAACUAAAUUAUCUUCUAAGGUAACAUCAUCAUUGGGUUCCGUAAAGAUAUUUUGAGCCAUUUGUACUAUUAGCCUACUGCGAUCGGAACAACGAUUCAUCUGUAAUAAAAACAAAACUCCCUAACAUUUAUGCAACUCAAUAGUGGGUACACAGUAUUGGUAUUCAAAAAAAAUAAAAACAUUAACAAAAAAAAAAUAAUUUAAUUUUUUUAAGAAUUUAUAGUUUUUUUAAACUUCAGAGUCAUUCCAAAGUUGAUGAUUUCCUUUUAACUGGAAUCACCCUGUAUGAACUAACUGACUAUUAAAUUUAUAUUUAGGGAAUAUCAUCUAAACGGGAGAACUAUAAUUAUAAUUUUAAAAAUGUAAUUAUAAUUCAAAUAAUUAAUAAUGCCCUUAAGGAUUUACUUACAGAAAACCUGUUAUAAUCAAGAAAAAUAAAUAUAAUGAAAUUGGAAAAACUGCUAACUCCAUAAUAUUCGUAAUAGGCUAUUUUUUAUAAGUUAUAAUAAUUAUAAUAACAAAUAAACUAUAUUAUAACAUAAAUGGUACUUACCUUUGGCCAGUUAAUGCUUUGGAAUUAUUCAUUCAUUCAACUACUAUUAUUUUUCUAUAAAAUUCGUAUAAACAACGGAGGCACGUGUGCGAGUGGCAACAGGUAUGUGUAGUUUAACGCAUGACAGCGGAGAUAGCAGAUUUUCAACGGCGAAUAAAUUAAACAUUAAGGAAGCAGUUUUCCGUUUGGCCGAUUACUCGGGUUUAGAGUAAAAAGUUGAUGUAGCCUUUUUUCGUAUAGGUGUAAAACGGAAUUAUUACGCUUUAAAAUGUAUAAAAAUCAGUAUUUGGCCUAAAAAUGGAGUUAGCAGGUUAACGCACUUAGCUGACGAUAUGUCAUUUCAUAGGGUGAAAAGACACACCAUAAAUUGACUAAUACACACACAAAAUUUGAAUGAAAUUAGGAAUUAAAAACUACUUUAAACCUUGCACACCUAGUAUCCAACUUUAUUCCAUAUUUCCUUACAUUUUUGCUGUAUAUGUAUUAAACACCCUGUAUAAACAAAUAACCUUAACAUUUUGGUGCUAAAUUUGCAAUUAAAUUACUUGCUUUAAAUUCUUUUAAGGGCUUAUAAUAUGAACCUGUGUGUUGUUAAGUUUGCACCAUGUAAAAUAAAUAAUAUUGUGGUAUGUGACAUUCAUUUAGACGGGACCACCCAAGAAAACACAACAUCUGAAAUAACUAAAUAGGGGCAUUUCAUGUUAACAUAUCACACAUUAAGUAAAUAAUAAAAAUAGUGUUAUAUAAAA
Molecule: messenger RNA, 11497 nt
Organism: Anthonomus grandis grandis
Lineage: Eukaryota; Metazoa; Arthropoda; Insecta; Coleoptera; Curculionidae
Exons: 6
Coding region: 232-936 (234 amino acids)
Source: RefSeq, a predicted model, not a curated record